Molecule: messenger RNA, 777 nt
Organism: Prunus armeniaca (apricot)
Lineage: Eukaryota; Viridiplantae; Streptophyta; Magnoliopsida; Rosales; Rosaceae
Source: the annotation of a GenBank genome assembly
AUGGAGGUCGAGGUCUCCGGUUCGAAUCCCUCGGCCGAUGCGAAAUUGAGGAGGGCGGAUUCGCAGAAGGAUAAGCUCCGCGUGAAGCGGAAGACUCUGCAGGCUGUGCUCGAGCAGUGCCAGAGAGCCCUCGUGUCGCUCGAUACCACUGGGGGUGCUGACGGCGACAGCGAUGGAGAUGAUAACGGUGAGGAUGAAGACGAUGAUGAUGAUAACAGUUCUCGUGGUGCUGUCGAUGACGAUGAGCGCCACCAAGGCCGCAGAUCGACGAGUUCGCGCCCUGACUGCGAAGCCGACGAGUUAUGCAAUCUUCUAAAAUCUAGAGUUGAAUGUCCCGACUUCCUUGAAAAGCUAGAAUGCGCGCAAGCAUCAUCAGUUUCGCAAAAUAUGGCUGCAGAAGAAGGUAGUUCUUGGGAUCUGGUUAAUGAGAAUGAUCUAUGGGAAGAUGAGGAUAGUGACUUGGGUGAAGAAGACUAUGUUCUUGUUAGGCAAGAAGAUAUAGUAGAGGGUAUUGCAUGCUUUAUGGCUGCAUACCUGUUAUCCCUUAAACAGACUAAGGAAUUGACCCCUAAUCAACUUCAGGAUGCCCUUAGCAAAACAUUCUCCGUGAGAAAGAAGAAGGGAAAACUUCGAAAGGCUUGGGAUGGAAGCAAAGUUAUUUAUAAUGUAGCAUCAUGGGGGGCAACCGCCAUCGGGAUAUACCAAAACCCUGUAAUAAUAAGGGCUGCCACGAAAGCCUUCUGGACAUCUUGUCAAGUUAUAUCAAAGCUUCUCUAA